Messenger RNA from Gadus morhua (Atlantic cod), 2790 nucleotides. RefSeq names its product V-set and immunoglobulin domain containing 10 like 2 (gene vsig10l2). Gene Ontology annotation, biological process: cell-cell adhesion. The record is from RefSeq and is a predicted model, not a curated record. NCBI's taxonomy places the organism in Eukaryota, Metazoa, Chordata, Actinopteri, Gadiformes, Gadidae. Gene Ontology annotation, molecular function: cell adhesion molecule binding. Gene Ontology annotation, cellular component: cell-cell junction; plasma membrane.
AUGAGCCCGGACCCCACCGAUGCAGAAGCCGUGAAUAUCCUGAACCCGGGGGAAGUGGUGUACGAUGACGUGCAGGUGUAUGGCGUGGUGAACAUGGCCGUGAUCCUAGAGUGCGGCACCACCUUACCGGACAUUUACAUCUGGGGCUUCACCAAGCAGGGCACCGACAAAAUCAAGGCUGUGGUGUACAACUUCGGGCAUGGUCCUCGGGUGCAGGCGCUGGCCGCCACGCUGGGCUCGGUAGCGGUGAUCUCGCACAGCGCGUCGCUCAGCAUCGACCAGCUUCCACGGGCGUCAGAAGGCCUGUACACGUGCCAAGCCUUCUACGAGAGGCCAGAAGGACCCGAGUUCCGCUACUACUACGUACGCCUCACCGUCCGCGUUCCGGUCAGUAAGCCCUAUGUCCUGCUGAGCGAUGCUUCUCCGGUGGAGGGAUCGGUGGUAGUGCUGCGCUGCGGCCUGGGAAACGGGACCUCACCCAUCCUCUAUGAGUGGGAGCACGAAAGGCCCGGCACUCUGUCCACUACGAUCGCCCGGGCAAACAGCAGCAUGCUCAUCAUGUCCAACGUGAACCGGAACAACACCGGUUGGUACCGCUGCGUGGUCAGCAACGCGGUCAACCUGGAACGCUCGGACCGGGCCCUGAUGGACGUAGUCUACGGCCCAGACAUACCCCAGAUUGACGUGACGCCGUACAGUCUGACGGAGAAGGGAUACUCGGCCCUGGAGCGUGAGCGGGUUCUGCUGAUGUGUCAGGCCCAGUCCAACCCUCCGAGCGUGUACACCUGGUACUACAACAACUCCCAGGUCAACGGUGGACCCAGUUUCAUCAUCAACAAGAUCCUCCGCUCACACACCGGAAAGUACGCCUGUCGGGCCCAGAACACCCAGCUCGACACCAGCUCCAUCAAAAGCAUCAACCUGACAGUUUUCUACCCACCGGACGGCUCUCCGUCGUGUUCGGUGGAGCCCGUGCUGAACCACAGCUCCCUGAGCCUGCAGUGCUCCUGGCCGGGGGGGCUGCCGGCCCCCACCCUCCACUGGACCCGAGGGCUGCUGGGCCUGGGCCAGGAAGUAGCCGUCCCGGGACAGGAAAUAGACAAACUGAGCAACAACGUAACCCUCCCGCGGCGGUGGCCAGGGCGUCAAACAACACCUUGUUCACCUGCCUGGGCUCGUAUGCGCCACCCAACCACAGAGCCUACUGCAGCAUGCGCACCUGUGAGUGUCACGCAGCACACGGACCAAUCACAUCGCACCCCAGGGACCUCACCAUUCACCAUGUCUUGUUUUUUUUCGGACUCCCAAGAUUCACCGCCGGCGGAGCCUGUGUGUUUCGCCAUCGCGACCCGGAACAACACGUACCUGAUGCUCUCCUGCUCCUGGAACGGGGGGGUCCCGCGGGCCCUGCUGUGGUGGGACGGGCCCGAGGGAAGCGAUGGCGGGGGCCAGCCGGGGGAGGGGAACGCCAACAUUCUGGUGCUCCGCCACGGCUCCGCCCGGAGCGGACAGGCCUACACCUGCCGUGCCCAACACCCCCUGGUGGCGACACCCAAGAGCUGCAGGGUGACUCUGGAGGCCCCGGUGCUGGUGACCCAGCGCAGCUUGGUGUCCGUCUACGAGGGGGGCGACGUCCAGCUCACAUGCAUCCUGGGAGCCAAUUACCCGCCAGCCAAUCAGAUCACCUGGUUCAACAACCACAGGAAGGCCGUGCUGGACGUGCCCAGGAAGUACCAGCUGCAGCGGGCGGCCGCCUGGGCCAACCUAACGGUGCGCGAGGCGGACGGGGCGCAGGACAGCGGCCAGUACUGGUGCUCCACCGCCAACGCAGUGGGAGGGGCCGAGAUCGCCGUCACCUUAUUGGUCCUGAGGUACCCCAUGCCCCCCAACGUCACCCUGCACAGGGCGAUAUACAGCAGCCGCCAGCGCGGAGAGGUGGAGCUGGGGUGGAGGAUGGAGACCGACGGAGGCGGGGCCGGAGGAGGAGGAGGGGGGGAGGAGGAGGGGGGAGGCCCGACCCCCCUCUUCACCGGCUUCCUGCUGGAGAUCCGAUGGCUGACGGAGCGUGCGAAGCGUAAGGGGGGCAAGAAGGACGAAGGCAGCUUCUCAGAGUGGCGGGCCAGCGUGGUGACGGAGGCCGGGGCGCGCCGCCACACGCAGGGCAGCCUGGCCCCCACCAACACCUACCAGUUCCGCGUCACGGCGCUCAAUCACCGCACGGCGGGCCACCCGUCGGCAGAGCGGACCCCAGCGGACCCACCAUUCGGUGCGUAUCCUGCUGUGAUUGGAGCUGCCAUUGGUGGAAUGAUUGUUGCAGCUAUUCUUACAUUGCUGAUACUCUUGUUCCUAUUACGCAACCGCAAUUCCCGUCUACGCGAUAUGCUGUUCGGCAUGCAGCACGGCCAGUCGAGAGAAAACAUCAACUUCCCCGAUGACGAGCUCGCAGACGGUGAUGACCUUGGUUCCAGCCCAGUUCCCGCCAUAUCGCUGCCCAGAGCGGCCUCGCCUAUCCCAACCUCGCCCCCCACCCGAACAGGACUCGCCAACCAACAGCCAAGCCCCGCCCACUGGAGACGACGAGCCCGUCAACGUCACCAUCACUGUGAAGGCCACGGGUUCCUAGCCUGCAUCGGAGCCGUUGCUCUUGAAAAACAUUUUGUACUCUUUUGGCUUUUAGUGAGCGACACGAGUUUAUAAAAACACAAAAUAAAUAGUUCUAGGUUCACAGUACAAGUGUUGGUCAAUAUUGCAUAGAAUGCCGCACUCCACAUUAAAGUGACUGAAUACUGA